UUGCUGAAGCAAAAUACAAAGGUGACGUCGGUUCUAAGCUUCGAGAAGGUUUAACUCGACAAGAAACGUCAAAAAUUGAAGCUGAUACUGUCUUGAUAGAAAAUGAACGAAAAAUAUCCAUUGCUCAAGCCGAAAUGAAUUUAUCUACUAAAAAAUCAGAAUACUCACAACAAGUUAAAGUCGCUGCUAUCGAAGCUGAUCAAGCUGCUAAGAUGCGACAAGCUGAACUUGAAAAAGAAGUUGAAGAACGUCGACUUUUGUCAGAAACAGAACGUCUUAGAGUUCAAUAUGUUGCAAAAGCCACUGCUGAAUAUGAAGCGGCAAAAGCUGUCGCCAAUGCUAAAUUAUACGCCGCACAAAAAGAAGCCGAGGCUGCGUUAUAUAAGAAACAAAAAGAAGCAGAGGGAUUAUUAGCUGUCUAUAAUGCUCAGGCUGAAGGUAUAAAGAAUUUAAUGAAAGCAUUUGGUGGUGAAAGACAGGCUGCAAUUCAAUAUCUAAUGAUUGAAAAAGGUAUAUAUCAACAAUUGGCCAAAGAAAAUGCACAAGCUAUUCAAGGACUAAACCCGAAAAUUACUGUUUGGAAUACUGGAGAUGGAGCUACAAAUACCGGAAAUAAUGUAAACCCUAUUGCUAACAUAUACCAAAGUUUACCACCAUUGUUGUCAACUAUUCAAGAACAAACUG
Molecule: messenger RNA, 684 nt
Organism: Dentiscutata heterogama
Lineage: Eukaryota; Fungi; Glomeromycota; Glomeromycetes; Diversisporales; Gigasporaceae
Source: the annotation of a GenBank genome assembly